AUGCGGACCACUUCACUGUUCUUGCUCGCGCUAUGCUUGGCGCUGUCGCCUUUCGGGUCUGCGAAGAAGGGUGGAGAACAUCCGCUUUCAAAAAUUGCGAUUCACAGGGUGACGCUCGCCUCUCACGAUUGGGUGUAUCUGAAAGCCUCUCCGUCGUUGCUGGGGCUGAAGGUUCCUCCUCCGUCCCCUACCUAAAUUUUGAGCUCAGAUUAGCCAGGGGUAGUGAGCAGAUACUAAACCCGUGCAUUAUUUAAGAUCAUAUUAUCUUGUUAUCUUGUUUAGGAACAGCUCAUUGCAUGGUUUGUCGUUGAUUCAGCUUCCUACCUGUGUUGUGCUCAUUGUUGUACUCUAUGUUUCACAUCGUCUUAGAAUUUCUGUCAAAUGGUGAGGAUCUUGAAGAAUUACCGCGUUGACUAGUAGAAGUAUCAGGAGAAAAAUCGACAGGAUCAAUCCGUGGUUUUCAUUCCACCGUAUUGUCUUAUACUACUUAUCUAUUUUUACGCUUCUCUUGCAGUGUAUAUGUUUUGCUUAUGGGAUUGUUAAGAUUGCCCUGAAUAAUUAAGUUACUACUAUUUCCAGGGACAAACGUAUGAAUGGAUUAACUUAGAGUAUAUCAAUGCAAACCCAUCAAAUGACGACUGGAUCGGGGUCUUUUCGCCUUCAAAUUUCAGGUUAGACUCUUCUUUAUGUCAGGGUUAAAUCACUUUGUGUACUGAAAAGGGUUUGAAGAAAAGAAAUGAAUCUGUCCCUUAUCAAACUCCGACAAGACUUUUCGGUUACCCAUUUCCUGCAAUUCCUUCCUACUCUAAGAAUUAUUUUUUUAGUAAUGCUUUAGCUUUGUGACUUUUGCACUAAUGUUUUGAUCCUGCAUGCUGUUUUAAUCUGAAAUGCUACAGUAGUUCUGUCUGCACGGCGGAAAAUCCGAGAGAAUUUCCUCCAUUGUUAUGUACUGCACCUAUUAAGGUUAGUACUGCUAAUUUUUUUUGCCUGGUCCAAUAUGCCACAGUAUCGAACGAAAUAAUCAGAACUUUCUUCCUUGGAGAAGAUCUUUCCAGAAUAUGGAUUGAUAUAUAUAUUUUUGGCUUGUCCUCUAGUAUCAAUAUGCUAACUAUUCAAAAGAGGACUACGUUGGCACUGGAAAGGGCACAUUGAGGUUUCGAUUGAUCAAUCAGAGGGAGGACUUUGCUUUUGCGUUGUUUUCUGGAGGACUAGAGAAUGUAAGUACCUCAGGCUGCCUGCCUCCAACAAGCUCCCAUUCUUUACAAGAAUAGGGCUAUCCAUAGGCCAUGACUGUUGGGAUUCCUUAGGAACUUGCGUAUUCAUAAAAGACUUUGAGUGCUUUAAACGUACUUAUAUGAAUGGCUCUUAGUUUUGAUAUUAUUUUAUUUUAUUUCUUAACUUGUUUCUUUUGGUUCAUACGUUAUAACCAGAAUCUUAACCAAUAUAAGCAUUUCUCCAUCUUAAGGUUUUAAAUGAACCGGUCCAUUGCCACUAAUAUGCUCUCCUCUUUUCAUAUCUUGUGAAAUUAUACUUCUUUUGCUCUUAUUGUGAAAUUUUAUUCAAGCUAUAUUGUACCAUAUAAAAUGCGAGCGUUUCUUGAACACAGAGUAGCACAUCUUAUUCUGUCCAUCAAUACUUGCCAUUGUAUAAAGCUAGUCCUAUGGUUUCUCCAUUAGCAUGUCUCUUUCCAGUCAGUUGAUCUAUUAUCAAGAUGCACGCUGUAAAAUUAGUACUGGUACUGAACUUUGGAUUCUCCCAUCGUAACUGAAAAUGCAUGGAUGUGAAACGUCGCAGUAAGUUUUUUUAUUAUCUUCUGUUUUCACUUUAUGCUUCUAACUGCAUCAUGGGCAUUGUAUCAACACUUUUCGAAGAUAUCCAAAAUUCAAGAAGAAAUUCCCAUGUUCAUCAAAACGAUUCAUUUUCACUAUUUUGAGCUUUAGUCAGCUAAAAACAUAUGUCUUUGCCCCUUUUUGGUGAUCUUUCAUGGAAAGUAUGUUAUCUACUUUGAACUACAAGAUUGUUAACAUCUCUUUUCCAGUUCCCUUCGAACAUUGUCUCAUGUUUUACGCCAGAAAGUUAUGUCCGUCUGUACGUAUAUAUCUUCAAAGUCAUGACUGGAGAAAAGAGUUAUCAUUUUAUUUUAGUUUCAGCUCAACACUCUGAGGACCAAAUCCUGUGUAUUCUAACAAUGAUCGUCUGUCCAAUUGUCAGACCGACGUCAGCAGUUUUUUUUUUUUUUUCUGCUGUAAAAUUUCAACCUCAUGGCAUACUGCCAGAUUUAAUAGAAAUAUCAUCUCUUUGUGUAUGAUAAUUUUUUUAUCACUAGAUAUCUUCAAUCUCCUCAAUGUGGUGUUUUGGGUCUCCCAUUCUUUCUUUAUCUAUGAGUAUAUGGCUCAUCUCGCAAUUAUCAUCAUUGCUGGGUGAAUGCUUGAUUAUAUUUCCAUUUUUUCUUCAUGUCUCAGCCUAAGCUGCUUGGUGCAUCAAAUAGAAUAAGUUUUGCGAAUCCCAAAGCUCCUGUUUAUCCACGUUUAUCGCAAGGAAAAGAAUGGAAUGAGGUAAGCGUUACUUCUUCACACAUUUUAAUCCAUCAGACAUUCUUUGUAUGGUGGUGAUUGAGUUCAGGUGUGAUGGUUUUAUUUUCCUUAAUAAAGUUCGUCAUCUGCAUCUGCUUCUGCUUCUUCAAACAUGGUUUUUGCCAAACGGCUGAAACAAUAGAAAUAUCAUAUCUUGGACUAAGUGAUGAAAUCUGAAUCUGGAAGCUCGACUGAUGAGACUUACGUAAAAUGUGACAUAGAGGUGUAGAAAAUGAUCAUUAAAUGCAGCUCGAGUGGCUGUCAGAAUUCCAGUUUUCCUCUGGUGGUCAACGAUCUUGUCAGUUCCCAAUGAAUCAUUAGACUAUACACUCAUCCUUCCAAACUUCCUAGGAAAGACACAGGUUUUAUGCAUUUCUGCCUUCUUCUCUCCUCACUCUCUAUUUUUUUUCUAGCUCAAACUCGUGUAAAAUGAUAGAUACUUCUUCCUUAACGUUUGAAGAUAUAUCUACCAUCUUCUGUUAUCGGAGGAAGUGGUCUGAAAGAUAUCUCAGCCGGAUCAAAGAGCCAGGACUUCAUCGCCUGAACCCAUAGUAAAUACAACACAAUGCUUGGUCUAUUUAGAAAAUUCAUAAUUUUCGUUCUAAAGCAUCACCCACCCUGGAUCCCGCAUUGUGUAAGCUUCCAUACAUAGUAAUAUUGCUACUGUGUAUAGCAUAUGUUGCUACUAUCCUUUGGUUACAUCUCAGAGGUGGUCACUUUGGACACUUGACUCUCAGAUGGCUGUUACUUGGACGAGUGGGUAUAGCAUCGACGAGGCAGUACCUCUUGUUGAAUGGGGUCCUCAACGAGGAGAUCAAACGAAAUCCCCAGCUGGAACUAUGACUUUUGGCCGAAGGAGCAUGUGUGGUAUGUUCAUUCUCUCAUUAUUUUCGAAUCACAGAUUUUAUGAAUGUUUAUCAAACCAAAGCGCGGUUUUUAUUUUCUUUCUUUUUUGGACCGUUCUGCCCUGAAUUUGCUUGCGAUCAAAUUAUUUACUAUUUUUGUUUAGUGAGUUGACCAAUGUAAUAUAAUUUCGCAAGCUCUGUUUUUUAUUUAUCUUGGGAAACUUGCCAAUUUUUUUCCUUCUUAGUAGGCAUGAAAUAAUUUCUUUUUAUUUGAUUAACUGUGGAACCUCCUCGCUGGCUAUAAUUAUUAUUUUUUAAAUCAUUCUGACCGAUGAACACCUUCAAUUUAUUACUAAAAAUAUGCCGCAAAAAAAAAUAAUCUUUGAAAGAGGAAUCAUGUCCGGAUUUAAAAAUGGGAUGAAGCCUCUCCAGCAUUCAUGGGAUAAAAGCUGCUUGAAUAUGAGAUGAAUAAAUAGAUUUUUUUUCGAAGCCCAACUGUGCGUGGGAUGAGAUCUACCAAACAAUUUAAAUUUGUGGAAUAUCUUCCUGGAUAUAAGAAAGUGAUACUCUUCUGAUGAAUCUACGAGAUUUACACUUUUUUGAAAAAUUUACUCGAUGAGGCCCAUUUGACAACCCCACAGAAUGAUGGGAUGAGAAUAUUUGAUGGCUGUAUGGACGAGGCCCACUUCACAAGUCUACGGACGAUCUCUAUUUAAGGAAUUUUUUUAGUAUAUAAGUCCAUUAUAAUUACAUUAAAUUAUUUUUUAACCUAUCACAUUAGGAUUGCAUUAAACUAUUUAGAUAUUUUUUUAAUAUAGAAGUCCACUAAAAAUACGCCUCGUUCAUAUCUACGAGCUUCUCAAGUUAAUAUCUCUUCGAAAUCUUUCUACAAAGUCAAAGAAUAAUCCGAUGGCACUUGCGAUUCGUCGAACAUGUUCACAGGUCCACCAGCGAGGACGGUGGGCUGGAGAGAUCCAGGCUUCAUACACACCAGUUUUCUGAAGAACCUGUGGCCGAACCAGAUGUGAGAACCGUUCAUCCACCUCCUCUAAAUCUCCAUGAUUAUCUUUAAAUGGGAGGGAAGACAUAUAAUCACUGUACCACAUGCAGUGUUCUUCAAGAACAAUCUGACUUUCUUAUUCUGGAUCGCGCACGAUGCAGGUAUGACUACAGGCUGGGGCACAGGCUCAGGGAUGGAUCCUACGUAUGGAGCAGAAUAUACAGCUUCAGGGCUUCUCCCUACCCCGGGCAAGAGUCUCUGCAACGUGUGGUCGUCUUUGGCGACAUGGGCAAGGUGAGAUUGAGAGGAUAUCUCUUAAAGAUAUCUCAUUUUGAGGAAGAAGAUGUAGCCCGAGCCGACCCACCAAAAGGACGAAAACGGUCGAGGUUUCUUCAUCUUGUGAACUCGGGGUGAAGGAUCUUCGCAGAAAAUCAAGUCUUUUUGCAGCUCAAUCUACGUCAACUUAAUCAAAUCGUUCAUCUUGACAAUUUUUCACUAGGUCAGAAGAAGAGUUGACUUUCUAAUGGGUUUUUUUCUCAGGGGGAGAUUGAUGGCUCCAACGAGUACAACUCCGGCGAGUAUGGGUCCCUCAACACGACCCGCCAGCUGGUCCGGGACUUGGCCGGCAUCGACAUUGUCUUCCACAUCGGAGACCUUUCCUAUGCCAAUGGGUACCUCUCCCAAUGGGACCAGUUCACGGAGCAGGUUGAGCCGAUCGCGUCGUCCUUACCCUACAUGAUCGCAAGGUUCCCCUCUCUGGUUCCCACGGAUGAAUCUUCAGAUGUCAUUGAUGUAGAUCUAGUUAUUAAAUGUUUGCGUUGACCCAUGAUUUGUCAGCGGCAACCAUGAGAGGGACUGGCCGGGGAGUGGGUCCUUCUAUGAGAACAAUGACUCCGGCGGCGAGUGCGGCGUCCCGACCCAGACCAUGUUCUACGUCCCCGCAGAGAAACGGGCCAAGCUCUGGUAUUCUCUGCCGCUGAGAACAGAGGAGGAGAAGGUCAACGCCUGGUUUCGUGAGCUCUUUGAGUCUGGUUUUCAGGUAUUCGACGGACUACGGGAUGUUCAGGUUCUGCGUGGCCGACACGGAGCAGGACUGGCGGCGGGGCAGCGAGCAGUAUGAGUUCCUCGAGCGCUGCAUGGCGUCCGUUGACCGGCAGAAGCAGCCAUGGCUGGUCUUCCUCGCCCACCGCGUUCUGGGCUACUCCUCCGGCCACUUUUACGUCCAGGAAGGCUCCUUCGCGGAGCCUAUGGGCAGGGAUUCCCUUCAGGAGCUCUGGCAGCGCCACCGCGUUGACCUCGCCGUCUAUGGUCAUGUCCACAACUACGAGCGGACCUGCCCCAUCUACCAGGUUUGACUUUCUUCCCCCCUCUCUUCUCUCUCUCUCUCGCUAUCUCUCUGAUCACCUCUGAUUCGGCAGAACGUCUGCACGAGGAAGGAGAGGACGCACUACGAGGGGGCCUUGAAGGGGACGAUCCAUCUGGUGGCGGGGGGCGGCGGCGCCAACCUGGCGGAGUUCGCCGACGUGGAGGCGUCGUGGAGCCUGGUGCGGGACUACGACUACGGGUUCGUGAAGAUGACGGCGGUCAACAGGACGACUCUCCGUGUGGAGUACAAGAAGAGCCGCGACGGGGAUGUCCACGACGCGUUCACCAUCUCCCGCGACUACCGCGACCUCCUGGCCUGCGUCCCCGACAGCUGCCCGAGGACGACCCUCUCCACUUGA
Molecule: messenger RNA, 6142 nt
Organism: Spirodela intermedia
Lineage: Eukaryota; Viridiplantae; Streptophyta; Magnoliopsida; Alismatales; Araceae
Source: the annotation of a GenBank genome assembly